Botrytis cinerea B05.10 is the source of this 1589-nucleotide messenger RNA. It is a transcript of the gene Bcap6, whose product is annotated as Bcap6. Gene Ontology annotation, biological process: proteolysis. Gene Ontology annotation, molecular function: aspartic-type endopeptidase activity. The transcript has 2 exons. The coding region runs from base 60 to 1367 and encodes 435 amino acids. NCBI's taxonomy places the organism in Eukaryota, Fungi, Ascomycota, Leotiomycetes, Helotiales, Sclerotiniaceae. The record is from RefSeq and is a predicted model, not a curated record.
GCAACUAUCAUCACUUGUUCUGUUUCUUCAGUCAUCUACUCACAAGUUUUUUUUUUGACAUGAGAACUAAUUUCGCUUCUGCGCUCCUGGUGGGUGGCAUCACUUUUCCUUACCUCUCUUGCGCCCAAAAGUUUGUUCAAGUCCCCAUAGUGCGAGUGAGCAAUGGCGACGCUUUCGUUGCAGCAGUCAACGUUGGUGUUGGCAACCCACCGCAGAAUAUGACCGCCAUCUUAGACACAGGCAGCAGUGACUUCUGGGUGCCGGCAAGCGGGAGCAAGCUCUGCGCCGAUCCUAAAAAUCAAUGCGUUGCAUCCGACAAGAAGUUCUCGACAGGCUCUUUUGCUUCCAACAGCUCUACUACCUUUGUGGCAGGCACGCCGAAUUUUUUCGCGGACUAUACUGGCGGCGUGGAUGUCAAUGGGACAUUUAUGCAAGAUACGAUUCGUCUGGGAACUUCGGAACUCAAGAACAACACCAUGGGCUUGAGUACCCAGGGCUUUCUACCCACCGCCCUCUUCCCGGUUAUGGGGAUUGGUUUUGCAGCUCAGGAGUUCUCUGCGACGGAGCAGAACCCAACGCCAUAUGAGAACAUCCCCUUGUCCAUGAAAUCAGCAGGGUUGACCAAUACCGCUGCGUACGGUAUCUACCUCAACGAUUUCAGAUCCGCAGAAGGUUCCAUCAUCUUUGGCGGUAUGGACACGGCCAAAUUUACCGGCAACAUGACCAUGUUUCCCAUACUCGAAAACAACAAUGGGCAAGCCACCGACUUUGUAAUCUCAACCACCUCUCUCGCAAUCACCGGAGGCGCCAACGGCAAACGCGUCACCACGAACAUAGCUCUCCCCGGCAAACAAACCCCCGUACUUCUAGAUACCGGAAACCCUUCAAUCGACGUCCCGCUCUCCGCCGUGAACGCGAUCGGGACCGCGCUCAACGCGAAUCCAGGCGCGGACGGCUCGAUGCAGGUCACAUGUGAUACAGCCAACAAGGGACUUAGCAUGGCCUUCGGGUUCAUGGAUACCACGAUCCAGGUCCCGAUUGCGAUGAUGCUCACGCCCGCCACGAAUAAGGAUGGGACGCAGGCAAAAGACAACAAUGGGAACACCUUGUGCAUCGUUCCGGUAAAUCCGACCGCGAACGAAGAUGAUCUGCUGUCGUAUGGAGCCCCGUUUUUCUCGGCAGCCUAUGCUGUGAUGGAUUUGCAGAACAAGAAGAUUGGGCUUGCGCAGGCGAAGGUGAAUGCGACGGAGUCGAAUAUUCAGGAGAUUACUGCUCAAGGUGGCAAUUCUUCUGCAGCGGUAAACGCUGAGAUUGUUCCUAGAAGCUGGAAGUCGAGGAGAAAUAUGCAUAGGGCUUCAUUAGUGUGAGGACUAAGAGUGACAGACUCAUGCAUGCCGUAAUCAAGAGAAUUUAAAACACAUGGUUUUGCAGGAUGCGCGAGUUUCAAAUCUCUGCUGUAGAUGGAUUCAAAACUAUAUAUGCUCCUAAAUAUCCACUCUAUUUUGUACAUCUAGUUAGCAACAAUUUAAUCAUUAAUCUACAACUAAAAGUCUUACGAGGGAGAAUACGCCCUAAUUUGACUUAUUUCA